Anopheles arabiensis is the source of this 2503-nucleotide messenger RNA. RefSeq names its product zinc transporter 9 (gene ZnT49B). Gene Ontology annotation, biological process: transmembrane transport; zinc ion transport. Bases 268 to 2142 code for a protein of 624 amino acids. Lineage: Eukaryota; Metazoa; Arthropoda; Insecta; Diptera; Culicidae. Gene Ontology annotation, cellular component: membrane. Gene Ontology annotation, molecular function: monoatomic cation transmembrane transporter activity. The transcript is spliced from 8 exons. The record is from RefSeq and is a predicted model, not a curated record.
AAGCACAAAUUGUCAACAAAACAGUUCCUUUCGGCAAAAAAUAAUAAGUGUAAAAAUAACAGUGAGCCAUAACAGCGCAUAGCUGUGAAAAAUGAUCGCUUCUAUGUAGAAUCACGGCAAACGUCAACGAAGGGGGGGCGACGGAAACCGGACCAAAAACCCUCCCAGUUCCGCAAAACGCCCGAGCAUAUAGGGCGCUCCUCACCGGAGGUAGCCCCUAUUGUACUCUUCCCUUUUGACCGUCGCCCCGAAACCAAAUACCGCAACAUGACGAUUCAGCGUGCAGCAUGGCUGUUGCUAUGCCACCGGAGUCAGUUGCACCAGGUGCCGAUGAGAAAACUUUCGCUCGGCCCUCCAAGGCCGUACUCGUGGGCGGACGCCACGCUACGGUACGGCGAUAAGCGCUACCACCAAAGAAGUUUCUCCUCGUCACGCAUCGCCAGCCAGUCGAAGAAGGAGCAAGACAAGCCGGCGGAAAAGGUGCAAUCACAAGCGGCGGCAGGCAGCGCCAAGCCGAGCGUUGAGCAAGAAUCGCGCCUCGAAAUCGACACCAAGCAUGGCAAGCUGCUGGUGAAAACGACACUGGCCGACUCGAAGCUGCAGGAGAUCGUGAUCGAGAAACCAAAGCUAGAACCGACACUUAUGCAAACGAUCGCCGCUGGCCAGGAUGCACCGAAGCAGCCGAAGCAGUCCCUGCUGGCGGAGGAGGAAGCUCGCGCCAAAGCGGAAGCCGAUCUGAAGGAACAGCUGGCGGAGAAAAACCGCCAGUUGGCGAAGAAGCGAAUACGGGUGGACUUUUCGCGCUCCUCGCUGGAGCGUAACUUUAUCACACCGGUUCGCGCAAUGUCCGACUUUCUGCUGAAACCGUCCGAUUUGGAAGCGCUGGCGAAGACGAAGCGUCGCUCACCGUACGAACAGGAACCGCCCAUCACGGUCUACUGGCGGAAGGAUGUGGAGGCGAAGGCGAUCGAGGUGUGGGGCUCGCGGGAAAAUCUGCUGAAGGAAUGCUUGAAGCGGGAAAUUGAGAAAAAAAUGCACCAACAAAAUAUAUUUACGGUGAAGCGAAGACUGCGAGACUACCGGCGGGAAAUCGGCAGCCGGACGAAUGUGGUCGAUUCCGAGCCGGGACUGUUUGGAAAAUCGGGCAAGGUGGUGCUGACGGCAAUCGCAAUCAAUGCAACCAACUGUCUGUUCAAGUUCGGUGCCUGGCUGUACACCGGUUCGCACAGUAUGUUUGCGGAAACGAUUCACUCGCUGGCGGACACGAUCAACCAGCUCAUCCUCGCGUACGGCAUACACAAAUCGACCCAGAUCGCCGACUCGGACCAUCCGUACGGGUACACCAACAUGAAGUACGUGUCGUCGCUCAUUUCGGGCGUGGGCAUUUUUUGCGUCGGCACCGGCCUCUCGUUCUAUCACGGCAUCAUGGGCCUGGUCGAUCCUCACCCGAUCGAUGACUUUUUCUGGGCAUUCUUCAUCCUCGGCGGUUCGCUGGUGUCCGAGGGCGCUACACUGCUGGUCGCUAUCAACAGCUGCCGGAGUGGCGCCAAAGCUCUCGGCAUGAGUUUUAGGGAUUACGUGGCCCGCGGUCAGGAUCCUUGUGUGAAUGUAGUACUUACGGAAGAUGCGGCGGCGGUGUUGAGUGUGGCACUGGCCGCCACCUGUAUGGGACUGUCCACCUACACCGGGUCGCCGAUUCCCGAUGCAGUUGGAUCGCUGCUUGUCGGCUGUAUGCUGGGCGGUGUGGCAUCGUUCAUCAUCUACACGAAUGUGGCUGCGCUGGUCGGGCGUUCGAUACGGCAAGAGAAUCUCGACAAAAUUAACGCCGAACUGGAGAGUGACAUCAUGAUCCGGGCAAUCCAUGACGUCAAGGGUAUAGAUAUGGGGAACUCAUUGGUUAGGUAUAAGGCUGAGAUGGAUUUCGAUGGCCGCGAGCUGACGCGGGUGUAUCUGGACAAGCAGGACUUAAACGUACUGCUGGAGGAGGUGCGCACGUUCCAAACGAUCGACGAGCUGGAAGCGUUUCUGCUGAAGCACGGCGAAAACAUUGUCGAUCUGAUGGGCGGUGAAAUCGAUCGGAUUGAAAUGAAGCUGCGGAAAAAAUUCCCCGAAAUAAGACACUGUGAUUUGGAGAUACUGUAAGCGGUAAAAGUAAAGUUUGCUUCCUGUUUAUUUUUUAUGUCAUAUAUUACGAUCACGAUAUGCGGCAUCUAGAGCACUGUAAACGAGAAACGAGAAACAGCAAGCACCCAAAGGGUCGAAAUUCAAAACCUAAAACUGUCCAUUAACUACAGCCACCAGUGUUGGCCCGUUCCAGCUAACCAGAGAGAGAGAGAGAGAGAGUACAAGUGGGAAAGUAUACAAUAGGACUUAAAGCGUAAACCGUCAAGUUUUCCUCCGCCAUCCGAUUGCGAUGUGUCGGCCGGUUCAUUGUUAGACAAUAUUGUGCUACAAAUAGAACUAAUAAAUGCAAAGCAAACCCAUAAACCUAUAACAAAUCAAA